Molecule: messenger RNA, 6450 nt
Organism: Otolemur garnettii (small-eared galago)
Lineage: Eukaryota; Metazoa; Chordata; Mammalia; Primates; Galagidae
Gene: TDRD15
Product: tudor domain containing 15
Exons: 4
Coding region: 142-6450 (2102 amino acids)
Source: RefSeq, a predicted model, not a curated record
UAUGCAGCCGUAAAAGAAGAUGGAGACUUCGCAUCACAGUUUCGUUCUCUCUAAUUUAGAAUCUGAUUAUAAGGAAAAAGUUUCCUAAAUUUUACACAAUAAAUUUGAAUCCUGAUAUCCAAACUGUAUGUACACGGGAAAAUGGAUUCUACGCCUGUCUUACCAACAUUUUUAGAUGUGGAUUUGACAAUAUUACAUAUUGAAUGUCUUCCCAAGGAUAUCCUGGUGAAAUUUCAAGGCAGAAAUAAUAGUGAAUGUGAGUUUGACUAUCACAUUUUGCAGAGGGAAAUACAACAUAUUCCAAAAGUGAAAAAUAAUGUGGACAUUGAUGAAUUUUGUUUGGUUGAAGAAAGAGUAUCUGGAGAAUGGCAAAGAGGAAGAGUUGUGGAAAAGAAAAAUGAACUCUAUACAGUUCUUCUUAUAGAUCGCGGAGAGGAACUAAGGGUUGAUAGUACGCAAGUUGCUUCAGCAUGUGGCAAUUUAUUUGAGCUACCACCACGGGUAGUAUUUGGUAUUUUUGCCAACAUACUACCAAUUGGGGAAAAAUGGUCUCCUAAGGCUUUGAAUUAUUUUAAGUCAUUAGUAGGAAUACAUGUGAAAGGUUAUGUACAAGCUAUUUUGCCUCUGCAAGUGAUUCUUCUUGAAGUACCAAAAGUUAUAUCCCAGGCUCUUGAGUUACAAUUAGGAAGAUUUAUUGAUGGAGAUUCAUUUCAUCUUAUUGUGGAAAUGUUAAAAGAAUUCCCUCAACAAAUGCCAGAUUUAUUACAACAUAAAAGACCUGAAUUGUCAUUAAGGAAUAAUGAUACUUCACUUGAUAUUCAACAUGUUCUGGAUAAUUUGCAGCCAUCUUUGUCAGUAGGAAGUACUGAAAGUAUAAAGGUAUCAUCUGCCCUGAGCCCAAGUAAAUUUUAUUGUCAAUUAAUUAAAUGGAUUCCAGAGCUAGAAAACUUGACAGUAUGUAUGACUUUGCAUUAUGAUAUUAUCAGUCAAGAAACUAGUCCCACGUGUGAUAAUUUUGGACUACUUUGUGUUGCCAAAAGGAUAAAUGGACAGUGGCAUAGAGGAAUUCUUCAGCAGCUCUUGCCCAAUAAUCAAGUGAAAAUUUGGUUUAUGGAUUAUGGAAGUAGUGAGGCUAUACCCUCAAUUCAUGUAAAGAAACUUAAACAAGAUUUUAUUUUAGUACCAUUAUUUUCAUUUCCAUGUUCUCUUACACAUUUGCACAGUCCAGAUAAAGAUGCAAGAAAGUAUCAGCUGAGUGUAUUUAAACAAGCCUUGUUAGGACAAACAGUAUAUGCACACAUUGAUGAGUUCAAUAAGGAUGAGCAUUUGUAUUAUGUGACAUUACAAAGUCAAGAGUCUACAAUUAAUCCUAAGUGUCUACUGAAGACUGUAGGCACACAAAUACUUUGUCCAGUGUCUGAUUCAAAACUCACCAAUAUCUCUAGUAGGACUGGUGCUUCUGAUGCGAACACCUGUGCAGUUGAGAGUUUUAUUGGAAAUAUUGAAUGGUCAGUAGACUCGCUAAAUAAAAAUAACAUUUUCAAAGUAGGAUUUCCUAUUAAAACUGUAGAAAUGGAGACAGAGGCUGCCUAUGUAGCUUUUGUAGUUUAUGUAUUAAACCCAUCAAAUUUCUGGGUACGCACUAAUGACCAUCAGAAUGAAUUUCAAGAUCUAAUGACAAAUAUAAACAAAUUUUAUGAUUUGUGUGAAAAUGAUGAAAUGAUCCUAAGAAAACCUGAACCUGGAUUAUUUUGUUGUGCUAGAUAUAGCAAGGACGGACGUUUUUAUAGAGCUGUCAUUACUGAAAUUAAUGGCCAUAAGAUUAACGUUUAUUUUUUGGAUUAUGGAAAUACUGAUUCCAUACCAUUUUUUGACGUAAAAAUUUUGCUUCCAGAAUUUUGUGAAUUGCCUGCCUUAGCCAUGUGCUGUUCACUUGCACAUGCAUUUCCUGUUGAAGAUUUAUGGGUGAAGGCUGCAAUUGAUUAUUUUAAAAAAAUAGUUUUGAACAAAGCAAUUUUGCUUCAAGUUAUAGCAAAAAGAGAUGACAAGUACAUUGUAAAUAUUCAAAGUAUUGAGGCCUCAGAAAAUAUUGAUGUUGUCUCUCUUAUGUUACAAGCUGGCUAUGCAGAAUAUUGGGAAGUAGAACCAGAAUGUUUUAAGAACUCUGUAAAUGGAUAUUCAGUGUUAAAUUUAAAAUCUAAAAACAAAGUUAAUAUUAAAAAUGUCAUCUCUGCCCUUCUUGAAGGACCUAAAUCUAAAAAGUACCAUUCAAAUAAGGAAGAGGAAAAUAACUUGUCUUUGUCAAAAUCCUCAGCUGUUAAUUUAUUAGAUUUAACAAAUCCUUUUACAUCUGUGGGGACUGCUUCAUCAUCAUCUUAUAAAGAAUAUAUCUUUAAACCGGGAACAGUUCUUGAAGUUAAAUGUUCUUAUUAUUGUGGCCCACGUGACUUUUCAUGCCAGCUCCAAUGUAAGUUAGAAGACCUAAAAUUGCUGAUGGAACAAAUUCAGAUUUACUAUAGCAUUAAUUCUGAUCCUUAUCAUAUUGGCCAGAUUGCUUGUGUUGCUAAGUAUUCCAAAGAUGGGAAGUGGUAUAGAGCUGCUGUUCUGACUCAUGUAUCAAAAAAAGAAGUCGACAUAGUAUUUGUUGACUAUGGUUACCAGGAAAGAGUUUUAAUUAAAGAUCUUUGUGGUAUUAACCCACAUUUUCUUUCUUUAGAAGGCCAAGCCUUCAGAUGUUGUCUUGACCAUUUAGUUGAACCCACUAGUUGUAAAUUAUUGAACUGGACAAGAGAAGCAUCUAGAGACUUUGGGAAAUUUCUCUCUUCAUCUAGAGGGCUAUUGACUUGUAUUAUCCAUGCCUUAGUUCUUAUAGAUCCUAACUGUUUAUGUAAUUUGGUGGAUUUACAAUCUUCAUUUACCAGUGCAAAAGAAUUUCUUAUUAAUUGUGGCUCUGCUCAGUAUACCACAUUAUCAAAGCCACUUCCAUCUUCAGUUAGUCUUUAUAGUUACUAUUAUUCUUCAUUUAAUAUAAACAUUGGAAGUGAGGAGGAAGUAUAUAUCUCUCACAUAUAUAGCCCCAAAAAGUUUUAUUGCCAGCUUGGUAGAAAUAAUAAAGACCUAGAGAUGAUAGAAAAAAAAAUCACAGAGAUUAUUAAUCUCAAAAGUUGCCCAAAAUACGAUUCUAAAAAAAUGAGAUUGUGCAUAUCUAAGUACAUGGAGGAUGGCCUCUCAUAUAGAGGUUUGGCAAUGCCAAUAGGUUCAUCAUCUGACUUUCUGGUCUAUUUUGUGGACUUUGGAAAUAAGCAAUUAGUAGAAGAAAACAUGUUGUGGGCCAUUUCUGAUCAGUGUCCAGAGUUGCUGUUUACUCCUAUGCAAGCAGUUAAAUGCUUUUUGUCAGAUAUUAGAGAUGUAGAUAUUCCAGCAGAAAUCAAUAACUGGUUUGAAGACAGUUUUUUGGGAAAACCAUUAAAGGCAGUAAUAUUGUCCAGGGAGGCAGAUGGUCAGCUAGGUAUGGAGCUGUAUGAUGGAAAUCAACAUAUAAAUCAGAAAAUUAAAAUGUUACUUCAUGCUUACAGAAACAAACAUUGUGACCAAGCACACUGUUUAGAAGAGAACCAUAAAAUAAAUGAGAGUAAGAGACUCACCGCUUCUUUGAAAGGCAAACUGGAAAACGACUAUCACAAUAAUAUGGUAAACAAAACCAGUCUCGUAACAUAUUCUGAAAGCAAAAUAGAUCAAUUAAUGCAUCCCCAAAGUAUAUAUACCAGUCUUUUGAAACCAUCAUUUUGUUAUAAAAUUGAACCUGUGUCAAAAAACAAAGUGAAGAAGUCUUUGAAUGAUGGACUUAAAAGUGUAAAAAUUGUCCCUCGAUAUGCACAUAUUCUUGAUGAAACUGGUGUGGGCCAAAAAACAGUAAAAGUUGUAUCACAAUCGUUUAUCAGAGAGUUAAAUCAAGCAGCCUCACAAAGCCUUCAUAGACCACAAAUCAAAGACCUUCCUCAACCCAAAAUUUUCUUGAAUACCAAAAUUAAAGGGUAUGUCUCGAAUAUUAGCAAUCCAGCAAGUUUCCAUAUUCAGCUGGCUGAGAAUGAAAAUGUAAUCGUCAGACUUGCAGAUGCCUUAAAUGAAAGAAGAGGAAAUAGAGUGAAAGAGAGAAAAUCAGUUAAACUUCUGGUUGGGGACCUUGUGGUCGCAGAAUACUCUGGCGACAGUGCCAUUUACAGAGCAGUUAUUAAGAAAAUUUUGCCAGAAAAUUCUUUUGAAGUGGAAUUUAUCGACUAUGGUAACACUGCAAUCGUAAACGCAUCAAAAAUGUAUGAACUUAACAGGGAAUUUGUAAGCAUACCUCAGCUAGGAAUCCAUUCUUUUCUUAGUGGGGUAAAAUGGAAUGAGCCUGAUGAAAUAUGGGACAGCAAAAUGGUUGAUUAUUUUGCUUCGAGAGUAAGUAAUAAAACAGUUUCUUGUGAAUUUUUGAAAAAGCAUGAGCAGAAAUGGGAAGUAAAUAUAAUUUGUGAUGAAAAAUAUGUCAUUAAUGAACUACUAAAAUGGACAGCAUGUUCAAAACCAGAGAAGAUAGCAUUGCAAAUACCUCAGAUUGUCUCUCAAAAGGUUGGCCCUGGUGAUAAUAGUGAAAUAAAGAAAGGAAGAUCAAAUGAAUGUGAAGGGCCCGUGAUCCUUCAACAGUCCUACCAACUGGUUAAAAUUCCAUGUGAAGAGUUAAAACCUGGACAGCUCGAAAAAGCUGAAAUCCUUCAUGUUUCACAAAAUGGAAGAUUUUAUGUUAAGUUAUCCAGAAACAAAAAAGUUUUAUCAGAUUUAACAUUAUUAAUUGCCAAAGAAGAAAAAAACUCUUCUCUUUUAUCAGUGGAAAAUAUUGAAAAAGGUUUAGAAUGCUUGGCAAAGUCCAAAAAAACUUUAAAGUGGUAUCGAUCCAAAGUAGAAAGAAAGUACAGUGAUCAGCGAGUGCUCGUUUUUUUGGUAGAUCGUGGUAGAUAUGAAAUCGUGCCUUUACGUAAUACCAAGGAGCUUAGUAAUGAGGCCAGAAAUAUUCCGAGACAAGCUGUGUCUUGUAAGUGGAUUUGGCUUGAAAAUUCUAGGAACAUGUCAUUUGAGUCCAUUGUGUGUUCGUUCACUCAUUUGGAAAUAAACAUCCUUUUUCUGAAGUAUUUAGAUUCUGUUUGGGAAGUAGAAAUUUUGGUAGAUAACCUGUUACUUUUGGAAUAUUUAAAUUUGAAUACGGUUCUUGUUAAAGAAAACAAACGUAGAUCUUCAGGAAUUGCUUUCAGUGUUGACUCUAAGAGUCCUGUGUCAUCAGGCUUAAUCCGAUCAUUUACUUGGGCGCAACUCCAGAGUGGUAGGCUUUAUUCUGGUAUUGCUACUGCUGUUUCUGAUCCAUCAGACUUCUGUGUUCAGUUAGAAGAUUUCUUUGAUACAAUGAAAUAUCUCUUUAUGUUGCUUUCUGAUCUCCCAGAAACCUUACAGACCUUGCCUCAAGAACUCAUAAUUCCUGGGUCUGGUUGUUUGUUCAAAUAUGAAUUGGAAGAUGAAUGGAAUAGAGUGGAAAUUUGUGAUGUCUCCGAUCAGUCUUUACUUCUUGUAUUGAUUGACUAUGGAUUUUCUUUUUAUAUACCUUAUUCAGAUAUAAUACAUCUUAAAGUCGUUCCUGAGGAACUUUUGAAUUUGCCGAGGCUAAGUUAUCCAUGUAUCUUACAUGGUAUCCUACCUGCUGAAGGGAAAUACUGGAGUGAGGAAGCAAAGAGCUUUUUUAAAGAUUUCCUAAGUAAACCAGGUUUAGUUUUUCUGUUCAGGGAAUAUGAUUUUGAAACAAAACUAAAAGUAGAUGUCAUUCAUGAGCAAAACAAUUUGGCAGAUGUAUUAGUUGCAUCAGGUCUUGCAAUAUAUUCUAAAGAUUCAGCUAAUUUUGUUGAAAUUACUGCCACGGGACCUGUUAAAACCCAGUGUAAAUUACAGAGUAAGCCUAUUUGCCCAUCAUCAGAUCAAAAUUGCUACAAGAAAGAAAAUAUAAAUUACACAUGCACUGAGAAACAAAAGCCAAAAAAGCAGAAAUUUAUAAAGAGGAAAGAUUUCUGUAAGAACCUCUUUAAAAAAAUUCAUAUUAGUAAAAGAUUACAUUCUGGAAAUUUAACACUGAGAAAGAAAGUUGCUGGUGGACAGCAGAGUCCCCAAGGAGUCAUUACAUUUGAUGCCUGUGCAGCGGCUUCAUUUUGGGAACUGCCUGAUGAUUUGAAGAAUAACAUCAAUUGUGUUGAAAAUAUUUUUAAAAAACUACCCACUGAUGGAAGACAGGAACAUAAUAAUACAAUGGACUUGAGGAUAACAGUAAAAGAGUUGCAUGUUACUGAAAAAAUUGUAUCAGAAGAACACUUUAAAGUAGAGGGAGAUGAAAGCUCAGAUUGCUUAUAUAUCAGUGUGACAAGAAAUGAUACAUAA